Micromonas pusilla CCMP1545 is the source of this 753-nucleotide messenger RNA. RefSeq lists its product as uncharacterized. NCBI's taxonomy places the organism in Eukaryota, Viridiplantae, Chlorophyta, Mamiellophyceae, Mamiellales, Mamiellaceae. Gene Ontology annotation, biological process: protein modification process. Gene Ontology annotation, cellular component: cytoplasm. The record is from RefSeq and is a predicted model, not a curated record. Bases 1 to 753 code for a protein of 250 amino acids. The transcript is spliced from 3 exons. Gene Ontology annotation, molecular function: protein-L-isoaspartate (D-aspartate) O-methyltransferase activity.
AUGGCGUGGCGAAGCCACGGCAGGACGAACGACGAGCUCGUGGACAACCUGUAUCGCAACGAGAUCAUCACCGAGCAUCGCGUCGCGAGGGCGAUGAAGUCCGUGGACCGCGCCAACUACGUCGCGAUGAAGGAGCCGUCGAUCGAUCCCUACCAAGACUCGCCGCAGCCCAUCGGCUACGGCGCGACGAUAUCGGCGCCGCACAUGCACGCGCACUGCCUCCAGGAGCUCUCCCGGUGGUUCGUCCCGGGCGCGAAGGUUCUCGACGUCGGCAGCGGGACCGGGUACCUCACCGCGCUGUUCGCGGAGAUGGUCACGCCGGACGGCGUCGUCGUCGGCGUCGACCACGUGGACGAGCUCGUGCGAGCGUCGCGAGAGAAUUUUCACAGAGGCGCGUUCGAGUCGCGCCGGUUCCCGGCGAAUCUCUCCGCCCACAAACUCCUGGCCGCGGGCGAGGUAAUCCUCGCCACCGCGGACGGAAGGAACGGGUGGCCCGGUCGCGCGCCGUACGACGCCAUCCACGUCGGAGCGGCGUCGCCGUCCAUCCCGGAGGCGCUGAUCGAGCAGCUCGCGCCCGGCGGGAGGCUCAUCAUCCCCGUCGGGCGAGAGCACGAGGGCCAGACGCUCAAGGCGGUGGACAAGGGCGCGUUCGCGUUUACACUGGUCCCCGACGGCAACGUGUACGAGAAGACGCUGAUGGGAGUGUUGUACGUGCCGCUGUGCGAUAAGGCGCAUCAGCUGAGAAGGUCGUGA